GAUUUUGGUAAAAGUCAGACGUGUAUCUUCCCGUCAGGCGGAAGUCGAGAUGCAAAACAAGUGAAUCAUGAACACACGCAUGAUCCGUCGCUCGGUGGAAACUUGUCACAGCGGGACUAUUCACUAAUGAAUUUAAACGAGGAUGUCGUCCGCCUACAUGUUACACUUGGAGGAGCAACAGCAGAGUCCAGAGAUGGACGGUGAGACCGGUCUCAUGUCCAUCGACCAGGGAGGAGAGUGGGACAUAAGCCUGUUCGAUGAGCUUGACAACCUGGAAGAUGCAGUCGACCUGCUUGAGGCCUUGCAGAACCCUGGCUAUGCCAACGUGGGUCCCGAUCUGGACUUUGAUAUUGAUAUACCUCUGUGGAAUGAAGUGGACACAAGCAGCAUCUACACAGAUGGUGAGGUGAGUGUGGACUCUCUGUCACCUGCCCACACUCUGAGCUCUGUCCCCUCUCCUGGCUCUGUGGAGGCUCUGUCCCCGUACUCCCUACAAGAUGAGGCCCUGUCGCUACAGUCGCAACACUCUCCUGUUUCAGUCUGCUCAGAGUCCAGUGGAUUUUAUGAAAUCCCUACCCCAGCCAAGACAGCUCCAAAGAGGACCAGCCAGACCCCACGAGCCAAAGCAGCUCAGUCCAUCAAGAGGCCGAUUAAGAUCGAACCAAAAGUUUCCAUCCAGCCGAGGCCGCUGAUCACAGCUGUGCCACUCGCUCAGGCAGGAGCUUCCCUGCAGGCCAAGACGAUCAUCAUCCAGCCCCUGCAGACCACUGUGCUGCCUGUGGUCAAACCAGUUCCAAUCAACAUCCAGCCAGCGCCCCCUCCAGGUCGUCCUAUCGUGCUGUCUCAGCCAAGCCAAGUGCUACACAUCCAGACACCACAGGCCGUCACAAGCAAUGUGGUCACCAUGCCAACGCUCAGCCAGGACAGGCCUGUCUCCGUCACACUCCGAACCUCUUCCUCAGAUGAUGAUUCAAAGUUGUCCCAGAGACAGCAGCGCAUGAUAAAGAAUCGCGAGUCAGCAUCCCUGUCUCGGAAGAAAAAGAAAGAGUACCUGCUCACGCUGGAGGGCCGCCUGAAAGUGGCGCUGUCCGAGAACCAGGUGCUCAAGUGUGAGAAUGGCAACCUGAAGAGACAGCUGGAAGGCCUGCUGAGUGAGAACACAGGACUUAAGACAACAGCUCCCAAGAGGAGAGCCGUGUGUCUCAUGGUGGUUUUGGUGUUCCUCGUGCUUAAUGUUGGACCAAUGAGUUUGUUCCAGGGUGGUCCGGGCUCCAAGCUCCAAGUUGUUUCCAUGCAGAACAGCGGCCGACACCUGCUGGGUUUCUCCUCGGAGGCGGAGACGAUCGUCGAGGACAGCAGCCUCUCUGGGACGGGCCACAGCUCUGAAGGUAAGGCCCUGAUGUUGGUUAAGGAUCCCCUCUAUCGCAGACCCCCCCCGCCCUGCCAGCCUCCUCUUAACAGGACCAAGUGCAAAGAGUUGGCCCAUGAGCUGAGGGGUUGGGUCCACCGUCAUGAAGUGCAGCAAACCAAAUCCAGGCGCAUGAGUAACGGCAAUCACAAACCCACCAGGACCAUUCUGAAAACAGAGAAUAAGGAGGCUGCCCAGAUUGUGACCGUUCAAUACACGGAAACUACUGAGGAAAAGAGCCCAGGCAGUGAGCUGCAGGUCUACUACGCCCCUCACCACACCUACAGUGACUUCUUUGACGAGAUCAACCGCCGGGGCGACACUUUCUACGUGGUGUCUUUCCGCAGGGAUCAUCUUCUACUUCCUGCCACCAACCACAAUAAAGGGAGGCGACCCAAGAUGUCUGUGGUGUUGCCAGCCAUGAACAUUAACGACAGCGUCAUCGGGGACAAAGAGUUCCAGGUAAUGAUGCAGAUCGACUGCGAGGUAACGGACACGAGGAUCCUCCACAUCAGGUCUUCAACCAUCCCGCCUCUGCUCCGGGUCAACCGCACAGACACGUUUUACCAUCACCCCCCGACCAACAACCAGGCCACGCCUCCUGUCGGCGUGCUCAUGGGGUCUGCCUAGGACCACCAUCAGCUCCUGCGUUAUUCAGAACAAUUCAUCAAAAAUUCUGAAACACAAGACACAACCUCAGUUUUUGGUUGAUGGAUAUUUUUUUAAGAAUUCUGGUGCGUUACCACUGACUUUAUGUUUGUGAUGUGGAUGUGAAUGAAAGUGCUCUGCAGAAAUCCCUCAUCGUAAGGUAGCUUGUCCGCAGCGGUCAGCCACUUUAUUUGAACUGGUAUCCAGAGGUAGUCUGUAAUAGGGUCCAAGCAGACGCUCGCCCCGCGUGCAGCAAAACGGACUUCUCCCCGUGACCCCCAGAUGUCUCGCACAAGGGGAAUUGCUUAGCGGCAGGGGGCAGAGCAUUGAACCUUGAGUCACCCCCAUCAUAACACAAAUACUUACCAUAGCAGCUCUUCUGAAGUCUGUUCUAGUUUCUCUCUCUUAGUUUCAGGACAGAGCAUAGAAAACACAUUGAUAUAAAGCAGGGGUUUACUUAGAAGGCAAGACCGCUCCUCUCUUUUUAACAGCGUAUCAAUGAAGAAUCCCACUUUUCAAUUUUGGAGUCUUUGCACUGUGCUUCACUUAUACUGAUGAACAGAUUCAGAUACUAUAAAUAUUUAUUUCAUUAUUAUGUAACAGUAAUUGUCAACUUCUAUGGUGUGAUGCAAUUUGCUCAUUUCUGCUGUUAAAAGUUCCAGGAUUUAUUUAGAUUUUCUUUCUCAGUCUGAUUAACUGUGAGAAUAUUUUAUUCUAACUGAACACAGAAAACUGAAAGACAUAUUGUAAAUAAAACUAUAAAAAAGGUUGAAAUUAUACAUACAUUAAAUGUAGAUACAGGGAGAUUUUUUAAGUGUCAGCUGGAUGGACAUUCAGAAAUGAUUUCCUGAAAAUUUGAUGAUCCUCAAAUUUGAAAUUGCCACUAAAAAGCCAGCAUUUUUAUUAUUUUUAUUUAUAUUUUUUAUAAAUAACCACUAGUAAAAAAAAAACAAAGACUUUUCCAUCCAUGGGCUGAAUUGCAAUUUUAUUUGGUGCACUUGAUCCUAUAUUGAAAUUCCUAGUUUAAAAAUUGUGUGGGUAAUGGUAGAUUUUAGUAAGUAAUAAUUUCUAGUAUACAAUUGCACUGUUAAUGCAGCGCCUGGGGUUUUCAAUUCGGACAUUAAAUGCUUUAUUUUUUUAUAUGUCUGCCACCUUGUUUCAACUACCUUAAAAAUUGAAGUAGAUGAGAUAAUAAAGAAAUUCAAAUUAGUACAAAUAUCCCUGGUCAGUUUCUCUGUUUUGAUAAAACAACAUACUUUACUUCUGUGAGCAGAGUGUAUGUCUUUCAGCCACAGGAUUGUACAGAUGGUUAAGCUUUAGCUCAACAGAUGCCCAUAAAAAUUGUUCAAGAAAAAAAACUUGUAAUGUUUUAAGACCAGAUCUUCUGUGUGUGAUUUCUGUUUUUUCCCUUUUGGUUUUCAAUCGCUUUCAAUAUAUUUGAUUUUCCACUUUUGUUUUUACUGCAUCCAGACAGAACUAUAGGAGAAGACCAGCGUACAAUUCAAAAACUUGUGAGGUUUUGCUUUUUGUAUUCUAUUAUGUGUAUAAAUCAAAAUAAACACUGGAUUUUCUCUCACUAUA
Hippoglossus stenolepis (Pacific halibut) is the source of this 3637-nucleotide messenger RNA. It is a transcript of the gene atf6, whose product is annotated as activating transcription factor 6. Gene Ontology annotation, cellular component: nucleus. NCBI's taxonomy places the organism in Eukaryota, Metazoa, Chordata, Actinopteri, Pleuronectiformes, Pleuronectidae. The record is from RefSeq and is a predicted model, not a curated record. Gene Ontology annotation, biological process: endoplasmic reticulum unfolded protein response; regulation of transcription by RNA polymerase II. Gene Ontology annotation, molecular function: DNA-binding transcription factor activity, RNA polymerase II-specific; RNA polymerase II cis-regulatory region sequence-specific DNA binding. The transcript is spliced from 16 exons. Bases 143 to 2038 code for a protein of 631 amino acids.